AAUUUACAACAACCACCGAAUAAAAAGAAAAAAAUUCAACAGAAAAAAGAAGAAAAUGAAGAAGAAUCUUUAACAGAAACAAUUAUUCCAGAUCCAUUUAUUUUAAAUGAAUCAGAAUUGGAUAUUUCUACUUUUUUGCAAAACGGGAAAAGUUUUCGCCAAUUUAGUUGCUGUUCGUGUUCCAAAUGAACAAUUACUUUUAACAUUACAAAGGAAGGGAGACUUUGUUGAUUUGGUUACUCUUGAUGGAAUUUAUAGGGAAGUUGGAGGUAUUUCUUGGUUAUUUAAACAAAAAAUUGUUCAAAGUUGUGUUAAUGUUGGUAUUUAUUUUGAGAUAACUUAUUCUAAAGCUUUGCAAGGUUCUGAAAUGAGAAGACAAUUUUUUUCAUGUGCAAGAAAAUUAAUUGAAAUUACAAGAGGUGGUAAUGGAGUUAUUUCACUACGAGCUCCUUAUGAUGUUGGAAAUUUAAGUACACUUUUUGGACUGCCUCUAAUGUCUGGAAGGAAAUUAAUUUCAGAAAAUGCCCAGAAUGUAUUGCUAAGGGCUCAGACACGCAAAACAAUUAAAGGUGCAAUACAUGUCACCAAUUUUUCAACAGAAAGCCCGGUUAUUCCCUCUGCUACUGGUCAAAAUUCUGCCCAAGUGCUUAAACAAUUAUCAAAAAUUGAAGAAUUCAAAGCUGAAAUGAAUGAAAUAAAUGAAUCAAGUUUGAAUUUAUGA
Messenger RNA from Meloidogyne enterolobii, 721 nucleotides. NCBI's taxonomy places the organism in Eukaryota, Metazoa, Nematoda, Chromadorea, Rhabditida, Meloidogynidae. The record is from the annotation of a GenBank genome assembly.